Spirodela intermedia is the source of this 3943-nucleotide messenger RNA. The record is from the annotation of a GenBank genome assembly. Lineage: Eukaryota; Viridiplantae; Streptophyta; Magnoliopsida; Alismatales; Araceae.
AUGGCGGAUGCCAAACCGGAGGACCUUAGCCACCCGCCCACCGAUCAGCUGCAGGGCCUCGAGUACUGCGUCGACUCUAACCCACCAUGGGGUACGCCCUCUUCUCUUCCUAUCUUGAUCAUUCCCUUCUCCUCUCUCUCUCUCUCUCUCUCUCUCUCUAAGAGGGUUUUGGCUGGUGGUCUGACUGCGUUCUCUUGGAAACAGGUGAAGCGGUGCUGCUUGGUUUCCAGCACUACAUUCUCUCAUUGGGCACCGCGGUGAUGAUCCCCACCAUGCUCGUUCCCAUGAUGGGUGGAGACGAUGUGAGUGUUCUUCUGCUCUUGCCCUCAAAUGCUAGAGCCGCCUUCCUCACCUGUCUGGGAUUUCUUCAUCAAACUUUCUAUUCCCCCGUUCUUUCAAAGGCAACUCUGCGGAAAAAUCUAAUACUGGAUGAACUGCUAGGGUAGAUACAGGAGGAAAGGCCAAUCUUCUGACGAUUCCACUAUUUCGGUGGAAAAAAACCCAAACUAAUGACUGUCUAGACAUCUGACUUCCUACUGAAUUCAGCUGAAAGAACUGAGUCAACAAGCUACUUGCCCUCAGCUGCGAGGACCAUCUUUGAAGAAGGCCUGUAAAAAUAAUGAGAGUGGCUCACUGAGUUAGGAAGCUGUUACUCUGAAUAGCAAAGUUCACAUUUUUUGGGAAAAUAAAUGCCAGAAACUCCGUUUAAUAUGUGCCCAACGAGUAACCUGAAUUAUUUUAUUGACGAGGAACUGAUGGGUCAAAUGUCGUGCAGAAUGACAAGGUGAGGGUGGUUCAGACCCUGCUCUUCAUGGGGGGUAUCAACACGUUGCUGCAGACGCUGUUCGGGACCCGCCUCCCCACCGUCAUUGGCGGCUCCUAUACUUUCCUCGUCCCGAUCAUGUCCAUCAUCCGAGACGCCUCCUUGGUGCAGAUAACAGACAAUCAUGAGGUCAGGGGGGAGAACUCCGUCGCUUCCGGACGCUUCUCCGAUGAUUUCUCUCCAACCCAAGAUCCAAAAUCUCUGCCUUUGAAAUAAUUUAAUGGUUCCUUCUUCUCACUCAUGCAGAGAUUCCUUCAGAGCAUGAGGGCCAUCCAAGGUGCCCUGAUUGUUGCCUCUGGGGUUCAGAUCAUCAUCGGGUACAGUCAGCUGUGGGCGAUAUUCUCCAGGCAAGAGCUCUCUCUGGCUCUUCAUUGUUCUUCUUCCUCGGUCCUGAUGUCAAGAACUGAUUUAGAUUAUGGGUUCUGUAGUUCUAACCCCAUUUCAUACAUGGACAAUGAACACUGCAGAUAUUUCAGCCCCCUGGCGAUGGCCCCAGUGGUCGCUCUUGUAGGUUUUGGGCUCUUCGACAGAGGCUUCCCAGUGGUAUUGUUUUCUCUCUCAACUGAAAGGAAUCACUACACCAGCGUCAAUUUUUCCCCACCUUUUCUUCUAAACUGAUGAUUUGACUUCUUCUGUCGUACCAGGUGGGCCGAUGCGUCGAGGUCGGCCUCCCCAUGCUGUUCCUAUUUAUCUCUGUAUCUCAGGUGUAGAUCAUCUCCAUCCUCGUUCAUGGCUUUCAAUUUAUGGGAAGUUUCAGUAGAAACUAUGCGAUUGCAGUGUGGCAACUGGUCGAAGAUUCAAUUGGCAGACUCAUCUGAUUCAACAGGUUUUUUUUUUUUGUUUUUUCUUUAUGAACACAGUAUCUCAAACACAUACAGGUAAGGCAUGUGCCAGUGUUGGAGAGGUUCGCUCUGCUGAUAUCGGUCACGAUUGUGUGGGUAUAUGCCCACUUGUUGACGGCCGGUGGUGCCUACAAGAACCGACCCGAACUCACCCAAGUCAACUGCCGCACCGACAGAGCCCACCUCAUCUCCUCUGCUCCCUGGUAUUUUUUUCCUUUUUCUGGAAAAGUCUUCCAGUCUUAAUCCAUUUCUUUGCAGACUUCUCUGCUCCCCGUUUUUUUUCCUUCUUUUUUUCAUUUUUUUGGUGAACAUUUCCUGUCUUGAAAGUUCAUGUCUCAGCAGCACCUGUUUUUCUUUUUUCUUUUGGAGAUAUCUCACUGUCAGUAAUCCAUUUCUUCACCAAGAUCUCUGCCCCUCUAUCUCCCCUUCCCAGCUGUUUUUUCCUAUUUUUGGAAAUAUCUUAUUGUCAAUAAUCCAUUCCUUCGUGAAGAUCCCUUCCCCCACCCCCUCAGUUUUUUUUUUCUAAUUUUGGACAAAUCCUCAUGUCCUAACAAUUCAUUUCUUUGUUUUGAUCUCUGCUCUCUGGUAAUUUUUUUUCUUGUUUUCGCGAAAUCAUCUUUUCUUGAUUAUUCUUUUUUUUUUUUUUUGGGCCAAAAUUCAUCCUGUCUUAACACUCCAUUUCUUCAUCAGUAUGUCUGCCCUAUUCACUUGAAUUUUCUUUUCAUUUUUUUAAAAACUUCCUGGCUUUGGUAAUCAAUUUCUUCCCCAAGUUCUCCGCCCCUGCCUGGUAUUUUUUUCCCUUUCCCGGAAAAAUCUUCUGGUCUUAGCAACCAUUUCUUCGCUAAUGUCUCUGCUCACGGAAUUGUGAAUAUAGGAUAAAAAUUCCGUAUCCCCUUCAAUGGGGUGCACCAACGUUUAACGCCGGGCACGUGUUUGGGAUGAUGGGAGCUGUUCUUGUGUCCUUGAUCGAGGUAAUAUUACACUCACCGGCACCUCCCACCAUCUCCAUCAUCAUCGUCAUCGUCAUCAUCAUCAUCAUCAUUGUCAGCAGUGACAAGCUUACUCAAAGUGGCCGGCCUUAUUCCAGUCUACAGGAGCUUUCAUGGCGGCGGCUCGUCUGGCCAGCGCCACGCCACCUCCUGCUUACGUGCUCAGUCGGGGCAUCGGGUGGCAGGUUGGUCAACGGCCCCCCUCCCCAAGUUCCUUUCUAAUGUCAGCCACGGAUGGCAAAAAUCUCCUAGAUUUUCUGAUACAAACGAGGCGAAUUCCUUCUAAAAAUGGGACUGGUUACAGGGCAUAGGGAUUAUGCUGGAUGGGCUCUUUGGAACAGCGAGUGGCUCCACUGUUUCUGUGUGAGCACAUCUCAUCCUCCUCACCCAGUUUUCUACAGAGCUUUCUCUCUUUCUUUCUUUCUGCUCUCAAAGCUGAUUCCUCCUCGGAUGAUACCAGGGAGAAUGUGGGGCUCCUCGGAUCCACCAGGGUCGGAAGCCGGAGGGUCGUCCAGAUAUCAGCUGGGUUCAUGAUAUUCUUCUCCAUCUUAGGUUCGAAAUCUUGGAAAAAUAUCAUCAUAUUAUGCAAUGUUGUACAAGUUUGAUCUUCUUGUCCUCGCACUGCAGGUAAAUUCGGAGCUCUGUUUGCCUCCAUCCCCUUUUCGAUCUUCGCCGCUGCCUACUGCGUGCUCUUUGGGCUCUCUGGUUUGCUACGCUGCCUCUCCUCCUCAUCGUCAUUAAAGGUCUCUCCCUCCUCUCAUCAUCAUCAUCACCUCUCUCUCUCUCUCUCUCUCUCUCUCUCUCUCUCUCUUUCUCUUUCUUCUGCAGCGGCUGUGGGGCUCUCCUUCUUGCAGUUCACCAACAUGAACUCGGUGAGGAAUCUCUUCAUCGUCGGAGUCUCCCUCUUCCUCGGCCUGUCCAUUCCGCAGUACUUCCACCUCUACACCGGCGGGGGCGCCCUGCGAGGGCCGGCUCACACACGGGCCGGAUGGGUGAGCAGCAAGCUCCGACCCACAGGGGCCGUAGGGGACUUCUUUCUUACUCACUGACGGACUUACUUGAUUGACGUUUUCCAGUUCAACGACUUCAUAAACACGGUGUUCUCAUCGCCGCCGAUGGUGGCGCUGGUUGUGGCCGUCUUCCUCGAUAACACCCUCGAAAGGAAGGGCACCGCCAGGGACAGAGGGAUGCCGUGGUGGGCGCGGUUCAGGAGCUUCAAUGGCGACUGCCGCAGCGGGGAGUUCUACAGCCUCCCCUUCAACCUCGACCGCUUCUUCCCCCCCUCAUGA